This is a messenger RNA of Peronospora matthiolae, 225 nucleotides long. Lineage: Eukaryota; Oomycota; Peronosporomycetes; Peronosporales; Peronosporaceae. The record is from the annotation of a GenBank genome assembly.
AUGGGCGUCGACGCUCGAGACAGCGACGGUUUGCGAUCCAAGCAGCUUGCCUUGCAGGAGAUCGUGCUUGUUUGUACUGCAGCGACGGGACCAAAUGUCUUGCUCGAGGAAAUCGACUACCUUGUGCUGUCUCUGUCUCCAGUCAUCGUAGGUGCAAAGAAGGGACUCACUCACUUGCUAGCUACAUGUUACGACAUUUGCGUGAUGUGCUGGAAAGGCACUUGA